AUGGAGGAAACAUUCGAGCAGAUGCAGGCGCGGCACCGGAAGGAGCUUCGAGACCUACAGGGGCGCAUUACCAACAAGAAAAAGAACGCGACCAAGAAGACGCGCAAGUUCGUCAACGACGAGUGCGCCGAGCUCGAGCGCCAGACCAAGGAGCGCCAUGAGGAGGAACUGAGGAGACUUAUGGGCGACGCAGAUGAGCCCAAUGGCGUGGACGGGCAGCCGCUCGACGACCGAGAACGACCACAACCAGGGCCGCGAGACGAAGAAGACCAAGACCAAGCCCUAGUCAACAACCUCGCCGACAGAUUGGAGUCCACAACAACCCUCGCUCCCCGACAACAGCAGACACAGUCUCAAACACAACAAGAACAAGCACAAGCACAAACACAACAGCAACAGCAGCAGCCGCCGCCCCAAGAACAAAAACCAAAACGCAACCGCCAAAAAGAGCGCCUCGCCCGCCGCCAGGCAGAGCAAGAAGCCGCCGCGCGCGCGGCCGAGUCCGAGGCCGCCGGCAUGACGGAUCAUCGCGCGGCCGAGCGCCAGGCCAUGCGGCGCGCGUUUGCGGCGCACGCCCUGCGCGAGCGCGAGAUCGCGCCCGACGGGCACUGUCUCUUUUCUGCGGUCGCGGAUCAGCUGGAGGCGCUGGACAUUCCGCUUUCGCCGAAACAUGAUUUAAAGGGGAAGGAGGGGAACGGGGAGGAAGGGUUGGUGGAUGUGGUGGGGGAGAGAGCUAAGGUGGCGCCGUAUCGGGUUGUCAGGCGGGCUGCGGCCGAGUGGAUUAAGGCGCAUCGGGAGGAGUAUGAGGGGUUUAUUCAUGAGGAAGAGGGCGGGGUGGACAAGUAUGUGCAAAAGAUUCGGGAUACGGCCGAGUGGGGUGGCCAGCUGGAGCUCGCUGCCCUUGCGAAUGCGUACGGGGUGGAAAUUCGGGUCGUGCAGGGCGGGGAGAGGGUCGAGGUUAUUCGGCCUGCUGCUGGGGCUGUUGUUGACGGACAAGAGGGGGAGGAGAACAGGAAGGGGGAAGAAGGGAGGAGGACGAUCUGGUUGGCGUACUAUCGGCACGGGUACGGGUUGGGGGAACAUUAUAAUUCGUUGAGGAGAACGACGGGGUGA
Messenger RNA from Parathielavia appendiculata, 1113 nucleotides. RefSeq names its product cysteine proteinase. Lineage: Eukaryota; Fungi; Ascomycota; Sordariomycetes; Sordariales; Chaetomiaceae. Gene Ontology annotation, molecular function: cysteine-type deubiquitinase activity. Bases 1 to 1113 code for a protein of 370 amino acids. Gene Ontology annotation, biological process: protein deubiquitination. The transcript has a single exon. The record is from RefSeq and is a predicted model, not a curated record.